This is a messenger RNA of Desarmillaria tabescens, 582 nucleotides long. Its product is annotated as Oxo-4-hydroxy-4-carboxy-5-ureidoimidazoline decarboxylase. The annotation marks the transcript as partial. The transcript has a single exon. Lineage: Eukaryota; Fungi; Basidiomycota; Agaricomycetes; Agaricales; Physalacriaceae. The record is from RefSeq and is a predicted model, not a curated record.
UCUCUCGAACAAAUACAGACUGGGCAUUCCCUUGCCGAUACACUCACCAUACUCUUCGAACAUUCCCCAAUCCUCAUCUCAAAUCUUUGUCCCCAGCUUACCGGGAUCCUGCCCACGCUCCCACCACUGCGUUCGUACUCCCAGCUCAUCGAUAUCUCGCUCAGCCAAGUAGGCACCUGGGAACAUGAUAUGAAGGCACAGUUUAUUGCAGGGCAUCCCAGAAUCGGAGAGAGCAAGAAUAUCUCCAAGCUCAGUGCCAAUGAACAAGGAGCGACGUCGACAACUGCGGCUACACCGCCAGAGGUUCUGGCACGGUUAGCGCACUUGAAUGCAUGCUAUGAGAAGAAAUAUCCCGGUCUGAUAUACAUCACAUUUGUCAAUGGAAGAACGAGGGCAGCUAUUGCAGAGGAAAUGGAGGACAAGUUGGGCAUCGGGCAUUCUUUAUCACUCGACGAUCCAGUACUUGUCGAUAUCGAACCCGUUACGGUAGGGAGCCCUAGUUGGAUUUCAGAGCUUGACAGAGCAGUGGUGGAUAUUGGUCUCAUCGCGAAGAGCAGACUAGGUGCAUUGGGGGUAGAAUGA